CCGGCGCUCGUUUCCGCCGGGCUGGAGCGCCUCGUCCCCCUUCUGGGGCCGCGGGGGACGAGGGGCGGUGACCUCGGCGCACGCCCCGCGCCCCAGUGUCUCGGCCCGCGCCCCGGCCGCCAGCAUGGUGUUGCUGGCCGGGCCCGGGCCGGAGGGCGGCGGGGCGCGCCGCGUGCCCCCGCAGACGCCGUCCCCACCCCGGGGCGCUCUGGUCGAGGAGGACCCUGCCGACUACGAGGAGUACGAGGACUUCUCGUGUCUGCCCGACACCCGCAGCAUCGCCUCGGACGACUCCUUUUACCCUGUCGGAGGCGAGGAGGAAUACGGCACCGCGAGUGCGGGGAGCGUCCCAGAGGGCGUCCCGGAGGAGGCGACCCUCCUGCGCGCCGCCUGCGCCAACGACGUGGGGCUGCUGAGGGAGCUGGUGCGGCGGGGGCCGCGCGCUGAGGAGGUGCGGGAGACCGACCGCAACGGCCGGACUGGCCUUAUUGUCGCCUGCUACCACGGCUUUGUGGAUACUGUGGUGGUCUUAGCAGAGUGCCCCCACGUUGAUGUCAACUGGCAGGACAGCGAGGGGAACACGGCCCUAAUCACAGCCGCACAGGCAGGGCAUGCCACCAUCACCAACUACUUGCUGAACUAUUUUCCUGGCCUUGACCUUGAGAGGAGGAACGUGUUUGGGUUCACUGCCCUAAUGAAAGCCGCCAUGCAGGGCCGAACAGAGUGCAUCAGAGCCCUGAUGCUAGCAGGAGCAGAUGUCCAUGCCAGGGACCCCCGCCGUGGGAUGUCGCCCCAGGAGUGGGCCACUUACACUGGACGGGUGGAGGCUGUCCGCCUCAUCCAGAGGCUGCUGGAGCGACCCUGCCCGGAGCAGUUUGGGGAAAAAUACAAACCAGAGCUGCCGCUGCCUCCGGAGGCCGUUCUGAAGCCCUCGGGCUCCAAAAACUGCUUGCAGAAGCUCACCGAGCUCGUGCGGUCCACGCUGACCUCCCGCUCACGCCAGGGCCUGGAGGAUGGGGGUGUCCUGGACCACAUGGUCAGGAUGACCACGAGCCUGUACAGCCCCGCCGUCGCCAUCGUCUGCCAGACUGUGUGCCCCGAGAGCCCCCCCUGUGUGGGGAAAAGGCGGCUGGCGGUGCAGGAAAUCCUGGAGGCUCAGGGGAACCGGGACACGCACGCCCAGGAGAGUGACAAGAUCCAGGGCUCUGAGCAGCCAUUCCGGACCUCCCAGGCCGUCGGGGUCUCCAGAGAGGUGGCCCCGAGAGCCAGCCUCCCGUCUCCGCAGCUGUCGGGUGCCCCGCGGAGGACCAGCCUCCUGCCCCUGCAGCUGCUGAGGAGGAGCAGCGUGCGGCCCGGCGUGGUCAUCCCCAGGGUGCGCAUCAGCAAGGCGCCCGCGCCCACCUUCCAGCCGGAGCGGACGGCCGCCAAGGGCAGCACCAAGGACAGCGCCCACCUGCAGCUCCCCAAGUGGCGGUACAAGGAGGCCAAGGAGGAAAAGAGGAAGGCGGAAGAGGCGGAGAAGCAGCGGGUGGCGGCGGCGCAGAAGGAAAAGCGGGCGUCCUCCUGGAGGAAAAGGACGUGAGGGGUCCGAGGCCUGGAAGCGUGUGCGGUGGGGGAGGGAGCAGCGGGGCUGCGCGCGGAGAGGGGUGCGGGUGUGCCUCCCUCCUGCCCUCGCCCCUCCCGCAGCGCUGCACCUCCCUGCACAUCCCGGGCAGAGGGGCGCCCUCGGACCUGGACCCAGAAGUGCUCCCCGUUUGUUUGUUCAGGCUGCACCCUUGCGUGAAUUGGGCAGGGCACAGGUCGAAUAGCCUGAAACCAGUUCCCCUAGCGAUCAGUGCACCUGGUGGGCAAAUUUGCCGCGAAGCCUACCUUUAGAACCUCACUUGGGAAAUUUAUAAGACCAAUUUAUCAAGGGGUCUGAAUAAUUUUGUAUUUUUAAUCAUGAUCCAAUUUGCAGCAUUUUACUGGUGAUGGGGUUGUUUGUAUUUAAGACGGUUUUAAUACAUUUGCCCGAAGACCCUUUGUUUAACAUACUGUUUCUGGCAAUCAUUAUUUGUGAUAUCUCUAUGAUUUCCUACAGAAUUUUUCGGGAGUCUCCCCUUUCUUGCUGUUUGUCUUUCCUUCUCAUUGGACGCGCACGUGCGCGCUGUAUGUUCUUAUUGAUUUGAUUCAGUGAUUUGGAAUAUUUGUUUCUAUUUGAUGGAGGCAUUUCCUUUUCCAGCAAAAUGAUGACGUGAGACAGGGGAAUCAGAGUUCCUUGUGUCUUAUUUUAAAGCUCUCUUACUUAGACGGUAAUAAUAAUGAAGAAAAACCUGUUGUCAAAGCAUGAAACCGUGCAUCGAGAAGCAUGUACUUAUUGCUGGAACUAAGUAUUUUAAGCAAGGGACUUUAGAUAAACCGGAUGCAAAACCUUUAACAUAUUCAAAAAUAGAUACGAGAAAAAUCUAUUAUCUAAUAAAAUGGGGGCAAAUGUAAUAAGUUUUUACUGGAAAUACAAAAUUAAGUCCUCUGUGCUCUUAGAUAAAUUGAAUUCAGAUAUCCUUAAAAUGUAAAAAAGAUGCAAAAGAAUAAGGCGCCAGAGUGAUACAAACCGCUGAGAAGGUGGAGGGGGUUUAGAAGACCAGGGAUUAGAACUGAAUAUUAAGCAAACUCGUUUUAGGCAAAUUCUCCUGGAGUGGGCUGGAUGGCUCCCUCCUCCCGACUCAAUUCCUGGUGUGGAAUUACUUUGAUUUUUCCUUGGACUGCCCGUGAUGUUCAUUCAGUCUAUCCUCAUGUGGACUUUGUAGAAUUUCCAAGAUGCGGGGACUUGGGCAGAGCACGUCCGUGAUUUGCCCGGAGCCCUGAGCUCUCAGUGGGAGUUCUGUCCAUACUUUUUUUUAAUCUCCAAAGCACUGAGAGAGUCUAAUGAAUCUCUGGCCAUCUGGGUUGCAGAGUAUCUGUCAUAUAUGCACUCUGACAGCACUUUAUUUAAAAAUUCUCUUCCUCGGAAGCUGUAGAUUUAAAGUAGUGGGGACCGAUUUGGAAGCUCUUUCUUACAACCCUGGAUUCGCGAGUCAAAUCGUGCCCCCUGGCUGGGGUGUGAUGAGCGCCUGUCUCAUGACGUGGGCAGGAAUGGCGCUGGCCUCUCCCUAGUCCCUCCCACUUGGCACCGUGAGGCAUUGAGCUAUCCGGGGUCUCACACUCACCUCUCCAGAAACCUCAAUUAACAGGCUAUUGCGCAGCACCAGCCUGAUGGGUAGCUGUGAUUAUUAAGUCAGAUUUUAGUGAGCUCCUCCCUCUUUCCAGAAUGGCCUAGAGGUCUGGACGCACUUUUAGCAUCACCGACACUGCGUGGCUGCAGGUCACCCUAGUGUCCAAGAGUUGGUAUUGGCCAAAUCCCCUUGGAUGAGACGAGAGCUGGUCCCCGAGGCGAAGAGAAACACCCCUAGUCUCCCUGACAGUACGACCCGGCAUCCUCUGAGAUCAUUGUCUGGUUUAUGUAUUUUCAUUGCUUUGAAUGGCUGGCUGCGUUUUCUCACUGAGGGGUCACCCUUUGCCUGCCGCUUGCUCGCUUCCAGCGUUGGUCGGGGGCAGGGGUGACGAUGGGCAGUCACCCCCUCCUGCUCUCUGCAUGUCCCCUCAGCUUCGUCGCCACAUUUCUUCCCUGCCUUCCUCGCUGCCCGCUCUCGUCCUUGCUUGCCUCUCCUUCCUUUGCCUGUUUUCUUUGGCAGCUGUGGCUAGUUGCCCUGAUCCUCCCUGGCACCACCACUCUGAGGUCUAAAAAGGGCGGAAAAGCAAGGCAAUUGUGAGAGGCAGCGUGGCGUCCCUGCUGAAUUACAUAAUGACCUCCACCGACCCAGUGACUGAAGGACAGAUUUCCCCAGCUUCUGUGCAGAUGGUUUAGGAUUUCGGCACAGCCCCCCACGCCUUUUAUUAUUAUUACUUUUUAAGAUUUAUUUAUUUUGAGAGAGAGAGAGAGAGAGAAGAAGAGGGACAGAGGGAGAGAAUCUUUCAAGCAGACUCCACGCUGAGCAAGGAGCCCGACGGCAGGGCUCGAUCCCACAACCCAUGAGAUCAUGACCUGAGCCGAAACCAAGUAUUGGAUACUCAACCGACUGAGCCACCCAGCCCCCCCUUUAUGCCCAUUUAAGGGAGGGGCACCUAGUUUGCUCUCCUGACAGAUGACAGCACCACUCCGCUGUCGGAGGGAGUGGGGGAGCUGGGGUCUGCUUGCUCCCCUGUUGUUUAUUAACUGUAAAUAGUGAAUUUCAAGUUGACAGGUACCUUCUCAGGGAUUUAUAUAUAAAUGUAGUUAGAGGAAAAGAUGAAGUAUAUUUUAAUACUUUUAUUAAAAUGUUCGAGUGAAUUAUGAUUACACUAGACAGAAGAAAUAUUUCCAAGACGACGUCAAUGCUGCUGUCUUCUAGGGAAAUGUCCGCCAUCUCCCUCAGUUGCGAUUUUCUGGUUAUUGGAGAUCCGGGACUUUGGCAGCUGAAACGGCUCUGGAGUGGACGUGAGGUCACCUCAGCUCCUCUCAGUUACCUCUUGUGGAUGUGAACCCUUGUGUUUAAAAAAACUCAGCCUGUAUGUUAAGUAGCGGUGGUCAUGAUAACACAGAAGGCUAUUCACCGAUUUCACCUCUAGAACUGGCUCCUCCCCGUCUGCUCCCGGGGUGGGUGGGGUCACAGUGACAGUUUCUCGUCCUGGCUUAUGUGAUUCCAGUGUUCCGUAGUCUCCCUGCUGGGCAGGAGGAGGGAAAAGCUGGGAGAGGUUCUUCUGGAAUGACCUCAGCGUUCAGAGCAUAAACUCUCCAUGUCUUUGGCCACCCUAGAGAAACACAGCCCAGAACAUCAUGGACCAGAACAUCAUGGACCAGAACAUCAUGGACCUUCCUUCCUCUCUCCGAGGAAGGAAUAUUCCAUCACCCGGAAGGCACCUGGCAGUACUGGGUACCUCAGCCACAUGAAGAUCAGAAAUUGCAGUUCCUUGUCUCAGCUUUGGGCCUUCCUGGGACACCAAGCUCAUUCUGCGGAGAAGGACGGAGAGAUUCGUGAUGUCAGCUGGAACACGGGGCUUGUGCGUGCAGAGAGGCCGUUGCAGACUGCCUCUCCCCACUUCCUUCCAUGCUUUAGGGGGUGAGCAGGUCUCUGGGGAUCCAGCGUCUGAGUGAGGGCCAGGCGGUUGUGUGUGAAACAGAAUCCCACGAGGUGGGGCCAGCCCCCAGUCCGGAAAUGGAUGCAAAGCCUGUCAUCCUUAGGGAAGAAUCCGGGGUACCAAGUCAUGAAGAAAGGCCUCCCCGAGAGUUCAGUAAAGGAGCCAAGACUAAGAAGUGGGCCCGGUUUGUCUCUUGCAGCGUCUGGCAAGAGCCCUACCUCUCUCCCCUUGUCCCCACAACAGUCAGAGAGCAGACCGUCUUUUCCUAAUUUCCCGGAAGUUCCUCGGAGUUCCAGGCCUGAUGUAAGUCAGCUGUUCCUCUUUCCCCGGGUUCACCUGGAGAUCCCUGCUCACUCAUUGCCCAUUCUCGUACCACACACGGACGCCCCAGGCUCUGGAGAUCCAUCAUCAACCAUUGUCAAGUUUCUGGUCACAGGCCUUUAGGUGACGGAGUGCUCACACUUGUUUUUUUUUUACAGCAUUCGGGAAGAUUCAAACAGGUACCCUGGUAUUUGCUCGGGACCCUAUCCAGCCUGUGUGGGUCAUUUGGGAAAAUUCAAACAGGUACCCUGGUAUUUGCUCGGGACCCUAUCCGGCCUGUGUGGGUCCCUGGAGGCUGCACUGGCUGUGGGUUCUCCGCACACCAAGUCCCCUGUGUGCAGGGUCCUCGAUUCCCGGACCAACUUGCUGUAGCGGAGGGAAGGUGGAGGGGCCAUCGCAACUGGUCCUUAGAGAACAAUGAGGUCACGUUUCUGGCAGCAACUGGAACUGGGAAGACAAUGGUCACAGCGGGAGUGCUGGUACCCACAAAGUUCUUCCUAAAAGACUGAUGGCUGUGUUCCCUGUUUCACACCUCGGAGCAUUUAGAACUUGUUUCGUUCGUCUGGGUAACUCUGGAGUCAGCUGCUCAUUUCUGGGACCUUGAAUUCACAUGUUUCUUCAUUAACAUUUAAAAGAAGAGGCUAAAAAAGAAUUCCUUCUGGAGGUGGUUUUUUGAAGGAAAAAAAAAAAAAAAAAAGCAAAACCACCAGCCCACCACUACCUGAACUGAUUUAGCUAGUUUUCUAGCACCUCCGUUGAAUGCCGGUGUUGUGCACACGAUCUCCUCACUGUGAGCCGGCCUGUGGCAGGCACAGCGCCCCCUGCAGGGCUCCGGUGGCCCUUGGCUGCCGGCUGUGCCGAAGCGGACGGUGUGGGCCAAGGUGUGAGCGUGCACACGCGUGGGCAUGCACACACACAGAUGAACUGAAGGGAGACCAGGCUUUGUGAUCGCAAAGGUGACCUCUGCUGUGGCUCCCGGGGAAGGUGAAGGGUGACCUGCUUCGAUGCGUGUGUUCAGGAGGGUCGGACAGCCCAAGACUUACUGGAAGCACUUUGUCCAAUGGGACACGUAACACGGCCAGCGUGUCAGAACCCAGAUCUUACCGCGAGGCAGUGUUGGCCCAGAUGGCUCCUAGAGGAGCUCCUCGGCAAGGUCCAGUAGCCGAUCUGGGGCAUCUCUCUGCCUUUGACGUUCAUCCUUCACAUUGAGAGGCAGAAGCCAGAGAUGACUGCUUGGGGAGCACCACCGGCCAUUCAGCGUUGGCCACGGGGUGGGGGCCUGAAUUUCUUGGAAUUUGGUGCCAGGUUAGCCGUAGAAUCAACAUCUUACCCUGAGGAAGCGCUAGGAUUUUCCCAAGUCUGCCCAAGGAUUAGGUAGUCUAGUGAAAGCUAACACAGUUGGGUUUUUGAGAGAUAUUUAUUCAUCCUAGUGUUACACCUUUGUCUUUUGUUUUAAAAGGAAACGUAGGCGAGAAACAAAGAUGAAGCUGGUCAUUCCGGGGAGAGCAGUGACCUGUGUUGACCCGACACUUUAUAAUGUUUUGGGAGGUUGCAUUGAAGCACUUUAAUAACAGUUUUUGAGCAGACGUUCUAGAAGCUGGUUUGGAACUGUAUGACUCUGGAGAACUGGAUGUGAACUAUAUAAGGAUCCUAUAAACCCGGCGAGCCUUGGGGACAUCCUGAGGAAUGGGAAUGAGAUCCCCUGCUCAGAUGAACAGAAAAUGCUCUCCUUAGAAUUCUCUUCUUUCGAAUCAUUGUCCCACCUGGCAUUUUUGGGGGGCGUCUGAGGGUGUGUAUUUUUAAUAAUAAGAGGACUGAACAGACUUCAGCACGGGAAGCCAGAUUGCAAGUUAGGCCACCUCGGUAUAUAGGUUCUGUUUUCUGAACAUAAAGCUAUUUUCAUCGUUUCUGAAAAUGGAUAUUGUAAAAAUGUUGACUCUGGAUAGAACUGUGUACAUUUCAUAGGUUUUUAUUUUGACGUGAGUUUUGUUACAGUUUAUAAAAGGUAUUUUCCUAUUUAGACCUCAGGGCUACUUGGGGACCUACAAGUACAUGUGACUCCCAGCAGCUUCAAAUUCUUGCUAUCCAAAAGGUUAAUAAUACUCUUUAGGUUAAAUAGGAUACUUUAUUCAGCAGAAAGAACGUGUCUGUCCCUUUUAACCUCUGACAAAUUCUGUAUCUCAUAUUUAAAAAGUAUAGAAGAAAAAUAAUGUAAACAUAUGGGGGAAUUGUGGCUACAGGAUUAAAAAUCACUUGUGAAAUAAACACUCUCCUGGUACAGUGGUAUGGUAUUGGAAUAAACCAAAGUGUGUAUAAAUGAGAAAAUGAGACAAUUAAAUAUGUCAGUAUUUUUAAUGUCCCUUA
Molecule: messenger RNA, 7818 nt
Organism: Zalophus californianus (California sea lion)
Lineage: Eukaryota; Metazoa; Chordata; Mammalia; Carnivora; Otariidae
Gene: ANKRD33B
Product: ankyrin repeat domain 33B
Exons: 4
Coding region: 125-1582 (485 amino acids)
Molecular function (GO): protein binding
Source: RefSeq, a predicted model, not a curated record